AGCAGCAGUCUUUAAUGAACCAUUGCACCAUGAACUACUCCACGUUGAAUCGCAUAUUUUUGGUUGCACCUAUCUUCCUGCUUUUCCUCAUGGAUAUCUGUGAGUCCAAGGCGUGGUGGCCAUCAAAAGAAGCCAAAGACUAUUCCAGUUUGGAUCCUGUGGUCUGGUCGAGAUCUUUCGCCCCCGAGCAUGUGAGAAAAACACGAUAUAAUGUCAUCUCGGAACCUAUGAGGAAACAUCGCCACCGACAAUCAUCGAAACUUUGGUACCAAAAGCCUGUUUAUCCCGAAAACUUUGUCAGUGCAAAAUACUACAAGAAAUUCCUAAGGAGACGACAGAAACUGGCGGCACGUGAGAUGUACGCACACUGGAGGCAAUAGCCCCAUAUCAGUCAUAACCAUUAGGUGCUAAGCAAAUCUUUAUAUCUAGUAAUUAGCAUAAAAAACAAAAGACCUAAAGCACAAACGAGCUGGCUUUUUAUUUUUAGCUGGCAAAGUCGCGCGUCAGCCAGAAAAUCCUGACUCGCUUCGAUUAGCAGGAGUUCUAAACUAGUUCGAGGAGGAGUAAAACCAAAUCUGGUCCAAAACAAACACAGACUAAGGUCAACGCGAUUACGUUUCAAGACCAGCAACCUGGUAAUCGCAUUGGCAAACAUGAUGUAACUAUCGUUAGGUCCAAGCUAAAGACCUGAGCAAACCCAACCAUUUGCACACACUCACUCGCUGAAAGACGAAAAACUCACCGAAAACCCAGCCCAAAAGUCCAACAAAAUUUUGGAUGAAUGAAAGUACGAGUAUAUUUGGCCAAGAUCGUUGCUGGGCCCACACUUUGUUGACACUGCAAAUUAGCAACUCUUCGCACGAGCCCAAGACCCAGACCAGAAGUAUAUAAACCUAGUUGUCAUGGCACUUGGUAUUAAGUACCAAUCCAGC
Messenger RNA from Drosophila rhopaloa, 932 nucleotides. RefSeq lists its product as uncharacterized. NCBI's taxonomy places the organism in Eukaryota, Metazoa, Arthropoda, Insecta, Diptera, Drosophilidae. The transcript has a single exon. The record is from RefSeq and is a predicted model, not a curated record. Bases 15 to 380 code for a protein of 121 amino acids.